Molecule: messenger RNA, 1400 nt
Organism: Alexandromys fortis (reed vole)
Lineage: Eukaryota; Metazoa; Chordata; Mammalia; Rodentia; Cricetidae
Gene: Tatdn1
Product: TatD DNase domain containing 1
Exons: 12
Coding region: 122-961 (279 amino acids)
Cellular component (GO): cytosol
Molecular function (GO): 3'-5'-DNA exonuclease activity
Source: RefSeq, a predicted model, not a curated record
CUGGCGGUCUCGGGUCCCCUCUUCGCGGCGUGGCCUUUCGAGGGUGCAGAGGAUUCCGGGACGCCUCGCGUGCCGGCAAUGAUGGUUUCCUGAGUAUAUUGGUAUCAACCUGACAGAUCCUAUGUUCAGAGGAAUUUAUAGGGGGGUGCAGAAGCAUCAAGAUGACUUACAGGAUGUAAUACAGAGAGCUAUCCAGAUUGGUGUCAAAAAGUUUAUGAUCACAGGUGGAAGUCUACAAGACAGUAAAGAUGCUCUGCAGUUGGCACACACAAAUGACAUGUUUUUCAGUACAGUUGGGUGUCAUCCCACAAGAUGUGAUGAAUUUGAAAAGAAUAGCCCUGAUGGUUACUUGGCAGGAUUGCUGGACCUUGCUAGGAACAACAAGGACAAAGUAGUAGCAAUAGGGGAAUGUGGACUCGAUUUUGAUCGCCUGCAGUUUUGUCCCAAAGAUACUCAGCUCAAAUAUUUCGAAAAACAAUUUGAACUGUCAGAACAGACACAGUUACCAAUGUUUCUUCAUUGUCGAAACUCACAUGCCGACUUUUUGGACAUAAUGAGAAGAAAUAGAGACCGGUGUGUGGGUGGAGUGGUGCAUUCAUUUGAUGGGACGAAGGAAGCAGCGGCUGCUUUGAUUGACUUGGACCUUUACAUAGGAUUUAACGGUUGCUCACUGAAAACGGAAGCUAACUUGGAAGUUCUGAAGUCAAUACCUAGUGAAAAACUAAUGAUUGAAACAGAUGCGCCUUGGUGUGGAGUUAAAAGUACACAUGCUGGAUCAAAAUACAUAAAAACUUCAUUUCCUACCAAAAAGAAAUGGGAGAACGGGUGCUGUUUAAAAGACAGAAACGAGCCCUGCCACAUAAUCCAAAUAUUGGAAAUAAUGGCAGCAGUAAGAGAAGAAGAUCCACUGGAAUUAGCCAACACGCUAUAUAACAACACCAUUAAAGUAUUUUUUUCCUGACGCUUAUUUGUAGGUGUUUUCUUUUUCUGCUGUGGGAGUUCAUGGUAGACUGUGGUGUCAUUAAGGAGAUCUCUCCAAAGCGGUAACACUGUACGUUAUACCCUCACUCUGACCCAGAGUCAGAGCAGCACUGGCUAGGCCCUUGAUGUCCUGGUUGACCACAGUAACCUUUUUAUUGUGUGAUUUCACCAAAAGUCUGAAAGGACAGUGAUGUUUUUACCUAAAACUUGUACAGCACAUCCUGGUUUAUAUCAAAGCUUAGUUGAUAACAAGCCUAUUUCUCAAUUUUCAGUCCCUGACUCAUGACUUUUGAACCCCGCUCUAUUACAGCUUGGAUUUCAAGUUUCUCAGUUGCUUCUUGUAGGUUAUUGUUCCUUCAUUUAAAAAAGAAAAAUUAGUAGCCUUUCUAAUCCAAAUUAUUUUUUUAUAAGUUUUCUUU